Suncus etruscus (white-toothed pygmy shrew) is the source of this 1059-nucleotide messenger RNA. RefSeq names its product T cell receptor gamma constant 2. The transcript is spliced from 6 exons. The record is from RefSeq and is a predicted model, not a curated record. Bases 1 to 1059 code for a protein of 352 amino acids. NCBI's taxonomy places the organism in Eukaryota, Metazoa, Chordata, Mammalia, Eulipotyphla, Soricidae.
AUGCUAAGUCUUCUUGCUCUCCUCUGGAAUCUCCUGCUUCCAGGCAGCCAGGCAGUCACACUGGAGCAGCGGCCUGUGGUCAUAGGGCGCCUGGGCAGCUCUGCCAUCCUGCCCUGUGAGACACGCUCCAAAGUUAGCUAUGUGCACUGGUACCGCCAGCAGGUGGGCAAAGCUCCCGAGAGGCUCCUCCGUCUGGCCAUGUUCAAGUCAGAUGUGCAGUGGGAUUCUGUCCUGAAAGCCGAUAAGGUCACGGCCAUGGAGUCCAAGGAUGGUCUCAGUUGCACCCUAUCAGUGCUGAAGCUGGAGAGAAGUGAUGAAAGCCUGUACUACUGUGCUGCCUGGGACACCACAGCACCACAUGACACCCUGAGCCCUUUUGGUGGAGGAACCAAACUUGUCGUCGCAGAUAGAAGACCUGGGGGAGAUUUUUCUCCUAAACCCACUGUUUUCCUCCCUUCACCCGCUGAAGUAAGCCUCCACCAGUCUGGGACCUAUCUUUGUCUUCUUGAGAAGUUUUUCCCCGAGGUCAUUAAGAUAGAUUGGAAAGAAGAGAACAGCAAUACGAUGCUGGAAUCUCAGCAGGGAGAUGUUGUGAAGACAGAUGACACAUACAUGAAAUUCAGUUGGCUGACAGUGACAGAGAAUUCUCUGGAUAAAAAGCACAAAUGUAUUGUCAAACACGAGUUUAACAGAAGAGGGGUUGAUCAAGAGAUUAUCUUUCCUUCAAUAAAGAAAGUCCAGCAGUAUUUAUCAAAGACCUACUUUGAGACAAGCACUGUUACAGGAACUGUGACUACUACAGGAAAACAAGGUGGUGUUGUGUAUACGACCCCUGUUCUGAUUAAAGAUGAAAGUGAAUCCAUGAAAGAAAUCAAAGAUUUACUGCAGCUGCAGCUCUUCAACAACUCUGCCUUUUAUACCUACUUUGUCCUUCUUCUCAAGAGCAUGAUCUACUUCACCAUCAUAGCCUUCUGUCUGUUUAGGAGAACGCCAGUCUGUAGCAACAGAAAGAUUUCACAACAGAUGAUGGCACAAAGGGAAGAAAAUGUUCUUUCAUAA